UUCAUAUAUACAUGGGAAAGGCAAGGGAGAUGUCAAACUUCUGCAGGUGGAACCCGAGAAGUGUCUGCUGCUUGGAAGCCUGCCGACUAGUGCUGACAACCAUGAAGCUGGAAGGCUUUCUCCUCCUCACUCUGAUGGUGUUCUCUGUGUACACAAAUGUUGCCCCUGAAGCAAUUAAUACACAGGAUUAUUGUCGAGGAUAUCUACAACAUUCAUGUGAAACAGAAAAAAUAGCCCACUGUGCAUCUGACGGCAGUGUGUAUGGCAACAGGUGUCAGUUCUGCGAUGCAUAUUUCAAAAGUGGUGGAAAGAUUACACUGAGGCAUCUUGGACGAUGCUAAGAAGCAAAGAGCCACAAGAAUGAGGGGUGUCUCCUAACGAAUAACCAUCUCACCUCACAGCUUGCUCGCAGCAGCAGCACAAAGGAAUCCCUUUCUCCCUCUGCUCUUCCUCCAAGAGCUAGUCUUAAUUUGAUUUCUCAAUAAAACUA
Messenger RNA from Elgaria multicarinata webbii, 490 nucleotides. RefSeq names its product ovomucoid-like. Gene Ontology annotation, molecular function: protein binding. The record is from RefSeq and is a predicted model, not a curated record. Lineage: Eukaryota; Metazoa; Chordata; Lepidosauria; Squamata; Anguidae. The transcript is spliced from 4 exons. Bases 12 to 341 code for a protein of 109 amino acids.